Messenger RNA from Stereum hirsutum FP-91666 SS1, 1506 nucleotides. RefSeq lists its product as uncharacterized. The record is from RefSeq and is a predicted model, not a curated record. The transcript has 8 exons. Bases 30 to 1436 code for a protein of 468 amino acids. NCBI's taxonomy places the organism in Eukaryota, Fungi, Basidiomycota, Agaricomycetes, Russulales, Stereaceae.
GGUCACCCUAUUCCCACGAGGGGAGUUUAAUGUAUUUUUACCCUUCAGAUAUUGGAGGUCCAAGUCGGGCUAGUCCAUACGCGCGAUCUCCCACGGCUCGUUUGGCUGCUAGGUUAAACUCCAGGAGGCUAGGUGGACUGCUGUGUGCGAGAUGCCGCGUUGGCAUCGUAGACGAUAAUGAAGACCUUCCCGAUCCCGAGCACAGAGUUGCUCAAUUCUGGUACAAGUGCAUCUGCGAAGCGGCUGUAUUGCCGUACCGCAAGAGUAGCGCACUCGAAGACUGCGUGGCCCAUUUUGCUUUGCGUAUCGCCACUUUGCAUGACAACAACACCACAGUCUUCGCCGCCACGCAAUCGUUUGUGAUAGCGGACGGUGGCCAGGACCUUGUCGUCGGGCUUUUAGCUGUCCUUCGUGAGGAUCUGGACGCACAAGAUCCAACAAGUGCCAAUGCAGCUCCCGCCAGCUUGAAAACGGAUUUGAUCAUCGACUUCACGUUAAUGGAACCCGUUGGAGACGUAACUACGUCGACAUCCUGGUUGGACAUCCAGCUAUUGGGCUCUCACUUCCAGACCGAGCGUCAAAAGCGGGCUGCAUGGAGUUUGGGUCAACUAAAUCCAUCGUCUCGCUCUCGGUCUGAAACGAACUUUCUGUGGAUCCGUCAGGACUACCGUAAUUCGCUGGAUCUGAGGUCUGGGCGCCGCAGAUAUCUGGAUCUUGUACCCGAUCCUUCCGCACCAAACUCUCUGUCAGAGUUGAAAAGAAUGAAGCUCAUUCUAUAUCACCCCGGUAACGCCGGACUAGAGUUUGAGCUCGUGGCUCGACUUCACGACCGGCUGCGCCAGUCUUGUGUGGACAGUGUGCAAGACUGGAUUAUCGCUGUCUUAUUGGCUGUUCAAAAUCACAACAACAACGAAGGACCGUCUGUCCUUGAGCUGCUUCGCGCAUACCACGAUUAUCUGUGUAAGGUAGUGGGUUAUCAGACGGAGGCUAUGGCAGUAACGGGUCAUCACUUCGCUUUGCAUGCAUGCAUGGGUGAUGAGUGUCAUCAUUCUUGCCCUUCUUUCGAGUCUGUGCGAGACGAUGCUCGUCAGGCCUUGGCGUCGAUGUUUUCUCCCUUGAUAUCGGCCGCAGCCCGUGAUGACCUUCCCAUAACGCAGGGUCCAAGCUGGACUUGCAUGCAACUGGCGCACGACCUCGGGCAACUCCUGUUUCACUUUCAAGUGUCAUAUGUUCUUCUUCAACCCCAUGUCCGGAUCGAGCAUGACCGAUUUUGUCGGCAUCUCUUGAACCGAGCCAGGAAAGAGCUGGAAAAGAGCGUCCGACCCGCUCCUGUCCUAAUAUGGAAUUAUCUGCCGGAUGAGAAGCAGGCGCAGGCCGCGGAAGUCAGAGCAUUAUAUUGCUCCUUACAUUCUUCCUCGUUCGUUGCACAUCCCUGAGGGUGUCCCCGUGUCAUAUUUAUCAGAUAUUCCAUCUAUAUCAUUUCCAUGACAUAUACCUUUCUUUAUU